AUGUCGACUAUAAAACCCUACCAGAUCAACAUACCCGACUCAAAGAUUGAGCGCCUCAAGCAGAAGCUGGCACUGACAGACUUUCCUGCAGAUAACAGUCAGUCUUGGGAGCGAGGUGCACCAGUUGAUGAUGUCAAAAGACUGGCGAAAACAUGGCAGACAACCUUUGACUGGCGGGCUGUUGAAGCCAGUCUGAAUAAAUUGCCCCAUUUCAUCACAUCCAUUGCUAUCGAAGGUUUUGGGGCCCUGAACGUGCAUUUUAUCCACAAGGAAAGUAACAAGACAGACGCGAUUCCUCUUCUGUUUCUUCACGGAUGGCCCGGUAGUUUUGUCGAAGUGACCAGGGUUCUCGAACCUCUGGUCGACAGCAAUGGCGGCCCCAGCUUUCAUGUUGUCGCACCAAGUCUCAUCGACUUUGGGUUCUCAUCGGCGAGCAAGCCCGGAUUCCAAGUUGAACAUCACGCAAAGCUGUACGACAGACUUAUGAAUGAACUCGGAUAUGAGACAUACGUAAUCCAAGCCGGCGACGUUGGAAGCAUUAUUGCGCGUUACAUGGCGACAUCAUUCGGCAACUCACGCUGCAUGGCUCUUCACACCAAUACGCCUCUGCCCAGCGAGCCAAAGGAAGAUACCCACCCGGAUCUGUACAAGCAGUUACAAAAGACACCCCUCACCGAAGCCGAGCUCAAAGCGCUUGUACGUGCGGGCGAGGUCUCCAAAACCGGCAUGGGAUACUACAGCAUCCAGUCAACAAAGCCAACGACAAUCGGCUUUUCCCUGCGCGACAGCCCAGUCGGAUUACUCGCAUGGAUCUACGAAAAGCUCGUUCAAUGGAGCGAUGCGUAUGAAUGGACUGAUGAGGAGAUACUCACCUGGGUGAGCAUCUAUUGGUUCUCUACUGCGGGACCUGAUGCACCGAGCAACCUCUACUACGCAUUUGAGCAAUCCGAUCCGAUCGCAUUUGUUGCUGCUGGGGCUUUCAUCGAUGUACCCCUAGGUAUCUCUCGAUUUAUAAAUGAUCUGGUCUUGUUGCCAAAGUUAUGGAAUCAAACUCUUGGUCCGGUCGUUUUUCAGGAGGAGCAUGAGCGCGGUGGUCACUUUGCGGCGUGGGAACAGCCGGGGGCUAUAGUUGGGGAUCUGCGGUUGAUGUUUAGAGAUUCUGACAUUGGAAGGAAGGUUAGGAACAGGCUUCAGGAUAGUACUUUUGUCUGA
This is a messenger RNA of Fusarium odoratissimum NRRL 54006, 1212 nucleotides long. RefSeq lists its product as uncharacterized. Gene Ontology annotation, biological process: epoxide metabolic process. NCBI's taxonomy places the organism in Eukaryota, Fungi, Ascomycota, Sordariomycetes, Hypocreales, Nectriaceae. The transcript is spliced from 3 exons. Gene Ontology annotation, molecular function: epoxide hydrolase activity. The coding region runs from base 1 to 1212 and encodes 403 amino acids. The record is from RefSeq and is a predicted model, not a curated record.